AUGGCGUGGGAGCGCCUCGUGAGGUCGCUUGUCGCGUUGGCUCGCCUACGCGGCUAUUGGGUCCAGCUGGGGAAUUACUUGCAGGACGGUCGCCAUGAGUACCUGCUCACGUUCGGCGUUCGGUUGCCCGCGGACGAGCAGAAGCCCUCCGCGGCCGCGCAGAUCGACCUGUCGGACGCGGACGACGGGGCGAAGGGCCGCAAGCAGGCGAGGCAGCGCGAGGCGGCGCCCGAAGCGAGCUCGGCGGCCAGGCCCGCGGCGGGCGCCGUUGCCGCGACCUCCAAGGCGGAGGGCGGCGUCGUGCCCGACUCCGACGAGGAGGGGGGCGAGCUGCUCCCGGAGGACCUGCCGCCCUACCCGGAGCUGCCGCCCCCCAGGAUAGAGGACGAGCUGGACGAGGCCCUGGUCCAGGCCUGCACGGUGGCCAAAGAGGCGGCCAACGCGGCUCUCGAGGAGGGGGACGCCGCCAAGGCGCUGGGGAAGCUCACCGAG
Prorocentrum cordatum is the source of this 492-nucleotide messenger RNA. The record is from the annotation of a GenBank genome assembly. NCBI's taxonomy places the organism in Eukaryota, Dinophyceae, Prorocentrales, Prorocentraceae.